Messenger RNA from Anneissia japonica, 1906 nucleotides. RefSeq names its product protein arginine N-methyltransferase 1-like. Gene Ontology annotation, biological process: peptidyl-arginine methylation. The record is from RefSeq and is a predicted model, not a curated record. Gene Ontology annotation, cellular component: nucleus. NCBI's taxonomy places the organism in Eukaryota, Metazoa, Echinodermata, Crinoidea, Comatulida, Comatulidae. The coding region runs from base 141 to 1226 and encodes 361 amino acids. The transcript is spliced from 9 exons. Gene Ontology annotation, molecular function: protein-arginine N-methyltransferase activity.
AAAUCCAGGAUCCAGUCGUCGUUGAAGUAACGUUUUCUUGCUUCGCUCAAAAGCUACUCGCACAUGGUCGGCAGUCCAGUAUACGGUACGGUUGAAACUUCAGACAAAGUCGAGAAGAGGCGUACAUUUACACUAGGAAAAUGGAAGAAACCAUGCAGACUUCUGUAGCAGAUGCUGGUAGCAAUGGAGACAUUGUUCCAUCACCAGAGAAAAAAGCAAAAGGAGCAGAAGGAACCUCAGUAGAUUCUAUGACCUCCAAGGACUAUUACUUCGAUUCAUAUGCUCACUUUGGUAUCCAUGAGGAAAUGUUGAAAGAUGAAGUGAGAACGCUAACCUACAAGAACUCAAUGUAUCACAAUAAACAUUUAUUCAGGGGGAAGACGGUCCUUGAUGUAGGCUGCGGCACCGGUAUUCUGUGCAUGUUUGCUGCAAAAGCAGGGGCAAAGCAAGUAAUUGGGAUUGAGUGCUCUAGUAUAGUGGAUCAUGCCAAGAAAAUUGUUGAAGCAAAUAACAUGGGGGAUGUGAUAACAUUGGUAAAAGGCAAAGUUGAAGAAGUGGAAUUACCAGUAGAAAAAGUGGAUAUAAUCAUCAGUGAAUGGAUGGGGUAUUGUCUAUUUUAUGAAAGCAUGUUAAAUACAGUCAUCUAUGCAAGAGACAAGUGGCUUGCCCCUGAGGGACUUAUAUUUCCAGACCGUGCCACAUUGUAUAUAACAGCAAUAGAAGACAGGCAGUAUAAGGAUGAAAAGAUCAACUGGUGGGAGAAUGUAUAUGGGUUCAACAUGAGCUGCAUACGUGAUGUUGCAGUCAGUGAGCCUCUAGUUGACUGUGUCGACCCCAAGCAGGUUGUAUCCAACGCAUGUCUCCUGAAGGAAAUCGACAUGUACACGGUAAAGGUAGAGGAUGCGACGUUUUCGUCGCCAUUCCAACUGAAGUGUAACCGAAGCGACUACGUUCAAGCGCUUGUCACAUAUUUCAACAUUGAGUUCACUAUGUGCCACAAACGCACCGGGUUUUCUACAGCUCCUGAUGCCCAUUACACACACUGGAAGCAGACUGUUUUUUACUUGGAUGACUACUUAACCGUCAAACGUGGUGAAGGAAUCUCUGGUGUGGUAUCCAUGACACCAAAUCCUAAGAACAACAGAGACCUUGACUUUGAAAUAGAUGUUGAGUUUCAAGGUGAAUUGAGUGAAUGUAAACAACGGUUUACCUACCACAUGCGUUAGGAUACAGUAGACACACCCCCUCAAUUGUGUCUUGUCGAUGGCUUGUAUGCAGACACGGAUUUGUGUCAGGAAUUCUGUCUGCUUGAGUUUUAAUGCUGACCUGAAUGCAUUGCUCUAUCUGGUGCUUAAUGGAGUAGAUUUUGAAUAUUUGAAUUGAGGAAAAUAAUGGUAAAAUUACGUAAUAUAUGGGCUUAAAGCGUCAUAAUUGAAGCCUAUCAUCACCUGAUAAUGAAACAUGUGUCAUUAUAUUUGCCUCAACUUUUUAAAGAUUUGUUGAUAAGAAAUUUUUACCAGGGUCAAAGCCAGAAAUACAAUACAGUUGACCUUGCCUAAGUCGAAUCGAAAAUGCCAUUGCAAAAUUGUUCGACUUAGAUAAAAUUCAACUUACAGAUUGUUAAUUAAUGGAAAACUCAACAAUUUGGCAUGUAAAAUAAGAUCGAUUUAGAAAUUAUUUGAGUUAGGCAAAGUCAACUGUAGGCAAAGUUUAACUGUAGUCAGCCACGCAUGUUUGAAGCAGGAGGGUAAUUGUAACGUCUGCUUUUAAAAUGGUUGCGUAUUUGAUGUUCUCUAGCAUAACAGAAUGGAAACUUUUCUGUUGCUUGUCAAACCGUUAUUAUAAAAAGAUAGGCAACAUCUGUGGCUUUCAAUGUUAUUCAUAUUCGUGUGACUAAAAAAAAAAA